Molecule: messenger RNA, 769 nt
Organism: Trichobilharzia regenti
Lineage: Eukaryota; Metazoa; Platyhelminthes; Trematoda; Strigeidida; Schistosomatidae
Source: the annotation of a GenBank genome assembly
GGCCCUUGUCUUCUGUUGUUACAUUUGGUGUCGCUGCCUACCGACAAAUGAAAAGCCUAUACCCUGCAGUUUUUGAUGGAGACAUAUGGAUCUUCGGGCAGGACUUCAAGGCUUCUGCGCAGUUGAGUGGCGUUCAAGAUCUGUCAGCGAUGGAGCUGCUACUUGAGACGCUGCUGGGAGGUCGGGCGAAAGCAGCAUAUGAAGGUGUGGGCCGAAGUAUGGACGAAUGUUCGACAGGGUCAGGCAAACAGUUUCCAAAGUGGGAAGGACCAUAUAUGGUCACUUCGAGAUGGGGUUACGCAGACACAGUCGCAAUGGCGAACAAUGAGAGGCGCGUGAACGUCAGCGAGCUCCAGAAAUGGAUACAGCGAGACAAGCCAACGAUGACGCCUGCACCAAGUAGAUCAAGCCGACUUCAGUCGCACGUAUUUGACGGGGGGACGAGUGUGGUGAGAGCAGGCUGCUAGCCGAUUGGUUGGCACUAAUCUACGUUAAGGUCUAGGUCACUAAUAUGGGCCGUGAACAAGGCUGAGUCAACAACCAAUCACAGCGAAGUUAACGUGGCAAAAUAUGAUUCGCAGAUAGAGAACUCUGUUUGUCAAGGAAUCCCGAAACAACCAAUCAGAAGCCUGCGUUUGUCUACCUAAACAACCAAUCAGAUGACUGCGCUUGUCUAUAAUAAUGUUGUCUGAAAUAUGUAUAAAUACGUGUUGAUUUUCAUAAUAAAACGAUCUGUUGCCUGGCCCUUGUCUUCUGUUGUUACACCGGG